This is a messenger RNA of Cadophora gregata, 852 nucleotides long. RefSeq lists its product as uncharacterized. The transcript has a single exon. NCBI's taxonomy places the organism in Eukaryota, Fungi, Ascomycota, Leotiomycetes, Helotiales, Ploettnerulaceae. Gene Ontology annotation, molecular function: acyltransferase activity, transferring groups other than amino-acyl groups. The coding region runs from base 1 to 852 and encodes 283 amino acids. The record is from RefSeq and is a predicted model, not a curated record.
AUGUCAGCCAUAAUUGAAGCAGAGCUUCCCCAGAGCAUGGCCUCUCUCACACUUGUCGACGCGCCGAAUUCCACUAUCAGGACUGCUGACAGUUGCGAUCUCGACAGAAAGAAAUUAAUCGCUUCAGAGGAUUCAACCACAAAGACAAAAAUACACCUAUCUGAGAUCCAGCUAGACUGUCGGGUAUUGGUGAUUUCUAAACUCCAGCACUUCUGCAGAUUUUUUGAUAUAUAUGCGGAUGACAACGACGAGAAUGCCGGACAAGCACGAACCUCCUACAUCGAUCGACUAAACCUCAAGGUACUUCAACCACGCAAUUUCCACGGAUCUCUCGAGCGACUCAGUAGCCAAUCGAAUGGCCAUACAUUCGCUUUAGACUUAUGUAAUCGCGAUGGCACACUACAAAGCAGACACAUGAUGCAUCCGUGGGGCAAAGAAAUCAACCAUGGCGCAAUACUAAUACUGUCUCUCUUUAUCGUCGAAGAGGGCUAUCGCAGACAGGGCAUUGCUCAGACGCUACUUCAAGCCCAGAUUGCUAAGGCGGAAAAGCAGAAGAGGGGUCUCCGGUUUAUGUUUGUCAAGCCAGGUGUUGUUCCGGACGAUGUAGAGAGACAACUUUAUGGUAGAACGUCAUUGGAAGAGUCUAGAAUCGUCAAGAGGAGAGCUUAUGCCAAUGCGGUCCGAUUUUAUAGAACCUUUGGGUUUCGCAGGGUGGGCCUGACAAAUUGGUUUUGUUUUGCCAUGGAUCCUGAGCAUCCUUCUCACAACGUCGCACUCGACGAUGAUCCUGACCCGGUGCCUAAUACAAAGAAGGAAAUACACGAGCUGGAGCGAUUGAUGAAUAUGCAUUAG